Molecule: messenger RNA, 1287 nt
Organism: Phyllostomus discolor (pale spear-nosed bat)
Lineage: Eukaryota; Metazoa; Chordata; Mammalia; Chiroptera; Phyllostomidae
Gene: CD9
Product: CD9 molecule
Exons: 8
Coding region: 165-845 (226 amino acids)
Cellular component (GO): membrane
Source: RefSeq, a predicted model, not a curated record
CGCGCCGCCGCCCGCCGCUCGCUGGAAGGAGUGGUACUUUUUAAAAGUGCAGCCCGGAGGCCAGCCCGCAGCCGCCAGCUCCUCAGUCCCGACCUGGUCCUGCGAGUCCCGGCCGCGCGCCUCCGUCCCACUUCAGUGCAGCCCAGGCCAGUCCAGCCCUCACCAUGCCGGUCAAAGGAGGCACCAAGUGCAUCAAAUACCUGCUCUUCGGCUUCAACUUCAUCUUCUGGCUUACUGGGAUUGCAGUCCUUGCCAUUGGACUAUGGCUCCGAUUCGACUCUCAGACCAAGAGCAUCUUCGAGCAAGAAAACUCUCAUUCUAGCUUCUACACAGGAGUUUAUAUUCUGAUUGGAGCCGGCGCCCUCAUGAUGCUGGUGGGUUUCCUGGGCUGCUGUGGGGCUGUGCAAGAGUCCCAGUGCAUGCUGGGACUGUUCUUUGGCUUCCUCUUGGUGAUAUUUGCCCUUGAAAUAGCUGCGGCCAUCUGGGGAUAUUCGCAUAAAGAUGAGGUGAUUAAGGAACUCCAGAAAUUCUACGUGGACACCUACGAGAAGCUGAAGUCCAAGGACGAGCUCCAGCGGGAAACGCUGAAAGCCAUCCACUACGCGUUGAAUUGCUGUGGUGUGGCUGGGGGCGUGGAACAAUUCAUCUCGGACAUCUGCCCCCAAAAGGAUGUACUCUCAACCUUCACAACGAAGUCCUGCCCUGAAGCCAUCAAAGAGGUCUUCCACAACAAGUUCCACAUCAUCGGCGCGGUGGGCAUCGGGAUCGCUGUGGUGAUGAUAUUUGGCAUGAUCUUCAGCAUGAUCCUGUGCUGUAACAUCCGCAAGAACCGAGAGAUGGUCUAGAGUCAGCUCGCACCCCUGAGCAGGAAGGUUGACCCCUGAAGAUCGUUGGUGGUUUUCCUGGGGUUUUGUUAUUGUUUUCGUUUUUGUUUUGUUGUUUUUUUUUUUCGCCACUAACUGUUAGUAUUCAUUCUGCAUUUCUAAACAGCAAAAACAGUUAUUCCAUGUUUAUCUUUUUAACGCUUUGUUCAGUAUGGAUAGUUGAGAGAUUAAGGGAUUUGGUUUGCUUUGGUUUAUAAUUUUUGGUUGUUUUUGCUUUUUAUGUUAAGCAGAAAUCCUGCAAUGAAAGGUACUAUAUUUGCUAGACUCUAGACAAAAGUUAUUGUACAUAAAGAGAAUUCUUUUUUUGUUUUUUGAAUAGAUUUAAAAAAAUGUCUAUCAAAUUUAAUCAGAUUGUAACUUAUGUUGAAGACAAUUUGAUACAUAAUAAAAGAUUAUGACAGUA